GGACACGGAACAUCAUUCGCAAGAGCUGACAAAUCAUUCGCACGCAUUCGUGACUGUAGACAGGUGAGCUAACAACAAACAGCAUGCCAUCGGAUGUUUGGUUUCUCUGGCAAAAACGCUUCAAACAAUUCGAAGUUGUUCUCGGAUUAUCAGUUCUUGUUUUGAUAUUUGUAGACAGAAUUAGACUGAACACAAUACAAUCACAUUUGGAUGUGGACUAUUUGCACUGGACUUCGAAAUUUCCGGCGGUGUCCAUAUGUCCUAAAGAUUACCAAGGAUCCAGGAACUUGACAAGCUGUGAGGAAGUUUUCAGAAAGUGCUCAUGGAAUAAUCAGUUCAUAGAUUGUUGCUCCAGUUUUGAACCCGUGGUUUCGACUUCGAAAGAUCUCUGUUACACUUUCAACUCAGACUUCACAGGUGCCAGAAAGCUCUCGAAAUAUGUCGUCAGUCAUUUUGCGAAGUCGGGUGUUUUGGAAACUGAGACAAAAUACCCGGUUCAAGUAUUUGUUCACGAUGGGAAAAGCGUCAACUUCACGGAGCCAGGUUUGGUUGUGACUAAACGGCGAGCUGCGGAAAUUCUUGUAAAGAUCAACAGCAUCAUAGUUGAUGAAUCUUUAUACGAUUUACCUUUCGAGAAAAGAGGUUGCAUUCUACCAGGAGAGAGAUUUACUUCCGGACUUCCUAUUUACAGCGAGAGCCUUUGUCGAGCUAGGUGUGCGGAUUCUUCCUGACAAAUAGAGAACCCUCUCUUCGGUCCGUUGAGCACUGUAGAGUACAGCACUCAUUUCCCUCGCAGAUUUGAAACCGAAACUUUGAAAAGUGAAGGGAACGAGUGUGAUUGUCCACCUUCUUGUGAGGAGGACGACGUUCGGGUUGU
Molecule: messenger RNA, 877 nt
Organism: Nilaparvata lugens (brown planthopper)
Lineage: Eukaryota; Metazoa; Arthropoda; Insecta; Hemiptera; Delphacidae
Product: pickpocket protein 11-like
Exons: 2
Coding region: 84-731 (215 amino acids)
Biological process (GO): sodium ion transport
Cellular component (GO): membrane
Molecular function (GO): sodium channel activity
Source: RefSeq, a predicted model, not a curated record